Messenger RNA from Rhinolophus ferrumequinum (greater horseshoe bat), 2524 nucleotides. RefSeq names its product kinesin family member 12 (gene KIF12). The transcript has 18 exons. Gene Ontology annotation, biological process: microtubule-based movement. The record is from RefSeq and is a predicted model, not a curated record. Bases 326 to 2254 code for a protein of 642 amino acids. Lineage: Eukaryota; Metazoa; Chordata; Mammalia; Chiroptera; Rhinolophidae. Gene Ontology annotation, molecular function: microtubule motor activity; microtubule binding; ATP binding.
AUCCAGAAACCUCUCGCUAGGGGUUCCCUAGCUUGGGAGAAACUUCCUCCACCACAGAGGUGGGGGUGGGUAAAUCUUUAACUACCUGGCCCAGCGCAGGCCAGAGCCUUUCCGGAUGGAUGGCGGCCUGGGAAGGGGGGAUGGGUGUGGGGGAUGUAAGGUGUGUAUAGUUAGUCCUAGCGUGGUGAAGGGAGGGUAGUGGGGAGGAAAAGGAACGAAAUCGGGCGGGGCUAACUCCGUGUGCACAGCAGGACAUGGAGGAACGCGGAUCCCCUGAUGGGUAAGCAGAGAUUCUGGGAGAUUCAAAGAGCCGCUGGGCGCCGGGAUGGUUAACUCACCUUGCUGCCACAGGGACCCUGAGUGGAGCCUGGAGCAGGGGCCAGAGGGGCCGGAAACGCCCAUCCAGGUGGUGCUCAGGGUGCGUCCCAUGAGCGCGGCCGAGCUGCGUCGAGGGGAACAGAGCGCGCUGCACUGCUCAGGUUCCAGGACUCUGCAGGUGAGCCCCCCGGGCGGGGGUCCCGAUGUAGCUUUCCGCUUCGGCGCGGUGCUGGACGGGGCGUGCACGCAGGAGGACGUGUUCCGGGCUUGCGGUGUGCGGCGUCUUGGGGAGCUGGCGCUGCGCGGCUUCUCCUGCACCGUCUUCACCUUCGGCCAGACCGGCUCCGGGAAGACCUACACCUUGACCGGGCCUUCUCCCCAGGGAGAGGGGGUGCCUGUACCCCCCAGCCGGGGCGGCAUCAUGCAGAGGACCUUCGCCUGGCUGUUGGACCGUGUGCAGCACCUGGGCACCCCCGUCACCCUCCAUGCCUCCUACCUGGAGAUCUACAAUGAGCAGGUUCGAGACUUGCUGAGCCUGGGGUCUCCCCGGCCCCUCCCUGUUCGCUGGAACAAGACUCGGGGCUUCUAUGUGGAGCAGCUGCGGGUGGUGGAGUUUGGGAGUCUGGGGGCUCUGAUGGAACUUCUGCAAAUGGGUCUUAGCCGUCGAAGGAGCUCAGCUCACACCCUGAACCAGGCCUCCAGCCGAAGCCAUGCCCUGCUCACACUCUAUAUCAGCCGCCAGACUCAGAUGCCUCCUGUGGAUCCCGGGGACCCUGCUGGGGGGAAGCUGUGCUUUGUAGACCUGGCCGGCAGUGAGAAGGUGGCGGCCACAGGAUCCCGCGGGGAUCUGAUGCUUGAGGCCAACAGCAUCAAUCGCAGCCUGCUGGCCCUGGGUCACUGCAUCUCCCUGCUGCUGGACCCACAGCGGAAGCAAAGCCACAUCCCCUUUCGAGACAGCAAGCUCACCAAGCUGCUGGCGGACUCACUGGGGGGGCGCGGGGUCACUCUCAUGGUGGCCUGCGUGUCCCCCUCAGCCCAGUGCCUUCCUGAGACUCUCAGUACCUUGCGAUAUGCCAGCCGAGCUCAGCGGGUCACUACUCGGCCACAGGCCCCCAAGUCCCCUAUGGCAAAGCAACCCCAGCAUUUGGAGACUAAGAUAUUGCAACUCCAGGAGGAGAACCAUCUCCUACGGUCCCGACUGAGCCAAAUGAACCUCAAGGUCUCCGGACUCAGUGGGCCCCGGGUGGCCUGGGCCCAGCGGAAUCUCUAUGGGAUGCUCCAGGAGUUCAUGCUGGAGAAUGAGAGGCUCAGGAAAGAAAAGAGCCAGCUGCAGAGUAGCUGGGACCUGGCCCGGGAUGAGCAGCGCGUCCUGGCCCAGCAGGUCCAUGAAUUGGAGCGGCGCCUCCUUUCUGCCUGCUACCUCCACCAGCCGGGCCUUGGCCCAGCCCCACCAUGUCCCUGUGUGAUGGUGCCAGCUCCCUCCUGUCAUGCACUGCCACCCCUCUGCUCCUGCCCCUGUUUCCGCCUCUGCCCCCUGUGCCGAGCCCCGCCGGCCCACUGGGCCUGCACACGGAGGGAGCUCCAGCUGCCCCAGGUGUUUGGCUCUAAGGCCCCAGAUGGCAUGACCCUGUCUGCUCGGCCCCCACCCUGGGCACCCCCAUGUAGCCCCGGCUCUGCCAAGUGCCCAAGAGAGAGGAGCCACAGCGACUGGACUCAGACCCGAGUCCUGGCAGAGAUGCUGACCGAAGAGGAGGUGGUACCCUCUGCACCUCCCCUGCCUGUGGCGCCCCCGAACACAUCACCAGUGCUGAGAGGAGGGGGCACAGUUCCAAACCUGGCCCGGAGACUGGAGGCCCUCAGAGACCAGAUUGGCAGUUCCCUGCGACGUCGCCAGAACCUGCCCCCCCACAGCGAGGGCUCACGAAGCCCCAGCUGAGUCCUUCCUCCCCACUGAGGGCAAAACAGAAACCCAGGAACCACUGUGUGACCUUGGGCUGGACUCUGCACUCUGGGAUUCCAGUCUCCUCAUCUGAUAAAUGGGGAUAGCAGCUACUGCUCCUCUGUAGCCGGGCUGGGCAAGGACAGUUCCUGAGAGCUAGUGGGGAGGGGCUAGAGGGCAAUUUGGGGGAGCAAAGGGAGGGUGCCACUCCAGACUAUGAGAAAUGAGACCAGAUUCAGGGGAAACCAGAAGCAGGUGAUGAAAUAU